AUGAAGUCCUUCCUCGCCGUAACUCUGUCCCUAUCCCUCGCAAGCCUCACCACCGCCGCCCCAACCCCAACCAAAACCCUCGAAAAGCGGGCCGACUUCUGCGGACAAUGGGACUCGACCGUCACAGGCAGCUACACCGUCUACAACAACCUCUGGGGGGAAUCCAGCGCGUCGUCCGGAUCGCAGUGCACGGGCGUCGACUCGCUCAACGGGAACACGCUCGCCUGGCACACCUCGUGGACCUGGGAGGGCGGGGCGUCCAGUGUCAAGAGCUUCGCCAAUGCCGCGUAUGCGUUCACGGCGACGCAGCUGAGCCAGAUUAGCAGUAUUCCGACGACGUGGCAGUGGAGCUACACCGGCACCUCCAUCGACGCCGACGUCGCGUACGACCUAUUCACGAGUUCCAGCCCCAGCGGCAGCAACGAGUACGAGGUUAUGAUCUGGCUGGCCGCGCUCGGGGGCGCAUUCCCCAUCUCGUCGACGGGCACGACGCCCAUCGCGACGCCCACCAUCGGCGGCAUCUCAUGGAAUCUGUACAGCGGGCCCAACGGCGCGACGACGGUGUACAGCUUCGUAGCGUCGAGAGAGCAGACGGACUUUUCGGGCGACAUCAACGAUUUUCUGACCUAUCUCCAGCAGAACGAGGGCCUCAGCUCGAGCCAGUACCUGCUGUCCAUCCAGGCGGGCACGGAGCCGUUUACGGGGGAGAAUGCGGAGCUGAAGACGACGGCGUAUAGUGUCAGUGUAUCAACCUCGUGA
This is a messenger RNA of Rasamsonia emersonii CBS 393.64, 759 nucleotides long. RefSeq names its product Xyloglucan-specific endo-beta-1,4-glucanase. The record is from RefSeq and is a predicted model, not a curated record. Gene Ontology annotation, biological process: polysaccharide catabolic process. The transcript has 2 exons. Gene Ontology annotation, molecular function: cellulase activity. The coding region runs from base 1 to 759 and encodes 252 amino acids. NCBI's taxonomy places the organism in Eukaryota, Fungi, Ascomycota, Eurotiomycetes, Eurotiales, Trichocomaceae.